GGUGACGAGUCAAUAAACAAGAUGGCGGUCUCAAUGGUUGUGUUCGUGCUCGCGUAUGUAUUUGUUAUGAGAAUUCUUUACAAAUCGUCCGGAUUUCUGGCUGACUGGUUACCAAGACUCUUGAUGAGUAAAGAACAGAAUGGGAGUCACCUAAAAGACACAAUCAUUCAACUGAAGAAUGAACAAAUGAAGAUAAGUGCUCAGGAUGAGUUUGCUCGAUACAUGCGCCUUGAAAGAAAAAUUAAGAAAUUGAAUGAGGAGCUGUCACAAAUAGUGAAACAGAGAAGUGAGAAGAUUACAGUUAGGAGUAAAAUAUUAACAGCAAUAUUUAUGGGACUACUGGGAGUCUGUCAUAUGGCAUUUGUGUUUGUGUACAGAAAGGAGCCAGUGGUGUUGUUACCUGUGCAAUGGUUCUAUCCACUCAACAGAAUUUUAGCCUUCCCUACUGGAAUACCUGGGGCUGUUGGACUUCCAUGCUGGAUUGUUACAUCAAAUAAAAUCAUCUCAACGGUGCUGUUUUGAGAUGAGCAAGGACAUACCUGCACUGACAGUGGCAAGAGGCAUUAAAAACUGAGACCACAAAGAUGUCAGUUCUACUUGCUGGCCUAGUCAUGGCUGUCAUUAGAUUGGAAGAAAACAUAACCUGUCUUCUUGGAGCUUAACAAUGGAGAAAAUGCACUGCAGCCAGAGCCAGAACAACAGAGUCUGACUAAUUUCAGUUAAUAGUGAAAGUACAAAGAGGUGAACCCAGAUUCAGGGGGGUAGGGGAACUUCAUAUACUAUCUUGAUGUAACAGUGCCCUUAUAAGAAAACUAAAACCAUCAUUUGUGAUGUGUUCAUCGCCAAGUAAAGAUGAUAAUUCACUCUUGGCUGUAGGUGUUGCUAGGAGUGAGAAAAUCAUUGAAGAAGUUCAUGAAGAGGAAUGGCUCACAGCCACUAAAUUUAAUAAGAAAGAGUAAUAAUAUUGCUGAAAUGUUGAGAAAGGACUGCUCUUUUUCAUGGACAAUUAA
This is a messenger RNA of Pocillopora verrucosa, 1010 nucleotides long. RefSeq names its product guided entry of tail-anchored proteins factor 1-like. Gene Ontology annotation, cellular component: GET complex. Gene Ontology annotation, molecular function: protein-membrane adaptor activity. The record is from RefSeq and is a predicted model, not a curated record. Gene Ontology annotation, biological process: tail-anchored membrane protein insertion into ER membrane. NCBI's taxonomy places the organism in Eukaryota, Metazoa, Cnidaria, Anthozoa, Scleractinia, Pocilloporidae.